Molecule: messenger RNA, 729 nt
Organism: Microthlaspi erraticum
Lineage: Eukaryota; Viridiplantae; Streptophyta; Magnoliopsida; Brassicales; Brassicaceae
Source: the annotation of a GenBank genome assembly
AUGAAGAAAGUCAACUUUGUGUCUGCUGAGGAGAUGGAACCAGUCCAAGAAGGGGAGGAUACACAAUUUGCUGAGGUGUGCUACAUGAGCAAUGGGCAAGGAGGUUACAACAAAGGAUACUAUAAUUACAAGUCCAACCCUGCCAUGUCAUACCGCAACACUGAUGUUGCUAACCCUCAGGACCAAGUCUAUCCUCAACAACAAGCAGCUCGAUCGAGUCAAGCCACAACAUGGCCUGCACCUUCACAAGAGAAUGAGCUCAAGGCAAUGCUAAAGCAACUACUUCAAGGGCAAGCUGAUGGGGUAGUGGACACAAGCAAGAAGCUAGCUGAAAUAAACUCCAAGAUCGAGAAUCUCAACACAAGGGUUUACUCUCUGGAGAAUCAUGCUUCUUCUGUUGCUGCUGCUACAAAGCAAGGACAACUACCUGGUAAAGCUAUUCAGAACCCCAAGGAACAGUGCAAGGUCAUCUUCACUCAAGAAGGACUUGUUGAAGAAGAGGAUCAAGAAAGGGUCAUUGAAGAUUUUUGUUUACUGCUGAAUGAUGAAGAGAUUGUUGCUGCUGAGGCUCCUGGAGUCCAGAUUGAUCAACCAGAAGUGCAGGCACCUACUGUGGCCAUUCACACUUCACCAGUUGAGCUCGCACAACAAGCUCGAUCGGCAGCUCGAUCGAGUCGAACUCUAGCUCGAUCGAGUCCGACCUCUUCUGUCCCAAACCAUUUUGCUUGA